This is a messenger RNA of Heteronotia binoei (common prickly gecko), 2915 nucleotides long. Its product is annotated as zinc finger protein 84-like. The transcript has 3 exons. The record is from RefSeq and is a predicted model, not a curated record. NCBI's taxonomy places the organism in Eukaryota, Metazoa, Chordata, Lepidosauria, Squamata, Gekkonidae. The coding region runs from base 112 to 1806 and encodes 564 amino acids. Gene Ontology annotation, biological process: regulation of transcription by RNA polymerase II. Gene Ontology annotation, molecular function: RNA polymerase II cis-regulatory region sequence-specific DNA binding; DNA-binding transcription factor activity, RNA polymerase II-specific.
UGCUCAGUGUGUGGAAAGAGAUUCAGUAAGAGUGGCCAUCUUCAAGGGCAUCAGAGAACUCACACUGGGGAGAAACCUUUUGAAUGCUCAGAGUGUGGAAAGAAAUUCAGUAUGAGAGGUAAUCUUCAAACGCAUCAAAGAACUCACACAGGGGAGAAGCCUUUUGAAUGCUCUGAGUGUGGGAAGAGAUUCAGUCAGAGUGGCGGUCUUCAAGUGCACCAAAGAACCCACACAGGGGAGAAACCUUUUGAAUGCUCAGAGUGUGGAAAGAGAUUCCAGUGUGGAAAGAGCUUUAGUCAGAGUGGCAGUCUUCAACGGCAUCUUAGAACCCACACAGGGGAGAAACCUUUUGAAUGUUCAGUGUGUGGAAAGAGAUUCAGUCUGAGAUGCACUCUUCAACAGCAUCAAAGAACUCACACAGGGGAGAAACUUUUUGAAUGUUCAGAGUGUGGAAAGAGAUUCAGUGAGAGGGGGACUCUUCAACAGCAUCAAAGAACUCACACAGGGGAGAAACCUUUUGAAUGCUCAGAGUGUGGAAAGAGAUUCAGUCAGAGUGGCAAACUUCAACGUCAUCGGAGAACUCACACAGGGGAGAAACCUUUUGAAUGCUCAGAGUGUGGAAAGAGAUUCAGUCAGAGGGGGACUCUUCAACAGCAUCAAAGAACUCACACACGGGAGAAACCUUUUGAAUGCUCAGUGUGUGGAAAGAGAUUCAUUGAGAGGGGCAAGCUUCAACAGCACCAGAGGAGUCACACAGGGGAGAAACCUUUUGAAUGUUCAGUGUGUGGAAAGAGAUUCAGUGAGAAGGGGUCUCUUCAAAAGCAUCAGAGAACACACACUAAGGAGAAACCUUUUGAAUGCUCACUAUGUGGAAAAAGAUUCAGUUACAGGAAUGCAUUUCAACUGCACCAAAGGACCCACACAGGGGAGAAACCUUUUGAAUGCUCAGUAUGUGGAAAGAGAUUCAGUUACAGGAAUGCAUUUCAACUACAUCAAAGAACUCAUACAGGGGAGAAACCUUUUGAAUGUUUGGAGUGUGGAAAGAGAUUCAGUGUGAGAGGCAGUCUUCAACUGCAUCAGAGAACUCACACAGGGGAGAAACCUUUUGAAUGCGCCGAGUGUGGAAAGAGAUUCAGUCAAAGUAGCAAUCUUCAGUUGCACCAAAGAACCCACACAGGGGAGAAAGCUUUUGAAUGCUCAGUGUGUGGCAAGAGAUUCCAUCAGAGUUGCAAUCUUCAGCGUCAUCAGAGAACCCAUACAGGGGAAAAACCUUUUGAAUGUUCUGAGUGUGGAAAGAGAUUCCGUCUGAGCAGCCAUCUUCAGAGUCAUCAGAGAACCCAUACAGGGGAGAAACCUUUUGAGUGCUCCGAGUGUGGGAAGAGAUUCAGUCUGAGUCGCAAUCUUCAGCAGCAUCAGAGAACUCACACGGGGGAGAAACCUUUUGAAUGCUCAGAGUGUGGGAAAAAAUUCAGUCAGAGAAGCAAUCUUGAAGUGCACCAAAGAACCCACACAGGAGAAAAACCUUUUCAGUGCUCCGAGUGUGGGAAGAGAUUCAGUCACAGUCACCAUCUUCAAAAUCAUCUGAGAACCCACACAGGGGAGAAACCUUUCGAAUGCUCAGAUUGUGGAAGGAGAUUCAGUGAGAGGGGGUCUCUCCAAAAGCAUCAGAGAACCCACACAGGGGAGAAACCUUUUGAAUGCUCAGAGUGUGGAAAGAGAUUCAGUGGGAGGGGAUAUCUUCAAAAGCAUCAGAGAAACCACAGAACGGAGGAACCCGUCAUGAGUCAGGCAGGUCAGGGGGUAUGAAGUCACCCAAUGGUUGCUGCCAGGUCUAGGGUUGCCAACUUCCAGGUGGGAUGUCGAGAUCUCCCAGAAUUACAACUGAACUUUAGACAACAGAGAUCAUUUCACCUGAAAAACAUGGUUGCUUUGGAGAGUGGAUGCUUUGAUAUAAAUCCUAAAUUGCUGUUGGGCUAGGCUGUGGUUCAAACUAACUUCUACUAAUCCCUGAAUAGACAGAAAAUAAUGUUGUUUGGGAAGAUGGAGAUCUUGAAUGACUUUAUGCUGCCCGCUUUUGAGGGAAUUUGACUUUCCCUUGCUGACUUACUUAAAAGCCAUGUCCCAGCACACCCACAUUAUCCAGAAGUGACAUGAGCACAUUGGUGGCACGCUUACAUCACAUUCAGGUGACAUGGGUGCUCUGAGGGCAGGGCCUGACACCACCCUGAAGUUAUGUGCAUGCAUUGGUCUGAAUACAGUUGACCAGACAGCUAAGCUUGUGUAAUAAAUAUAGCCUUUUAAAUGGAUUUUUUAAAAACCCAGUGUUCUAAAGAUCUGUGAAGUUGAAAUGUUAUUACCGGGGGUCGUUUUGUAGAAAAAUAGGUGGUGGAACUCAUCCAGGGAUUGUUAUGCAGCUGCACAUACUAUUCAAUGGAUAAGGAGGUGGAACUCUCAGAAGGAGGAGGGGGAACUCUCCGAAAGGUUCAGGAGCUGUGCUCCUGUGAGCUCCCAUUGAAUCCGAGGCCUGGUUAUUACACUAACACCUGUCUGUGUUUAUGUGACCCUGAAGGAAGUUAGCGCCAUUCCUUUUCUUUCCUCCCAAUUUUUGUAUGCUGUCACAGCAGUACCACUUUAGGCCAUCUGAGAUAGAUUUGUGUUGUGUGUUCCUGGAGUUCAAAGGAGGUGUGGGCUGAGGUUUUAAAAAUUAAGAUUUACCUUCAUUUCAGAGAGGCCUUCCUGAAGCACCUGUGCAGCUGAAUGGUCUCUUUGAAGAUUGGACAUCAAACCUGUUAAGGAUUGAUGAUCCUGUUGCUGUAUGUGUAAGCUAGUGAUAUUUUAUGCUGUUGUUAUUUUCUGCUCACCAGUGUUACUCUAAAUCGCUUGUUUGGGGUAAUAAAACUGUAAAUUGUGUUUAA